GGAAGAGAGAGUGAUGAGGGUUGGUUAGCAUGUGAUCUCUAUCGAGGUAUGACAGUCCGGGAGUCCCUCUGGCCUGGCUCCAGCCUGCUGCCACUUCCCCUGAGGGAAGCCCCUUACAUCCUCCCCCCCUGCCACCCGCCACCGGUAGUGGUACAGUCCGCAGCCCACCCUCUGAGUGGGACCCAGCCCCCCACGUGAUUCAGCCUGCCUCUCCAGCUCCUUGGCCCCUUCCCCCUUUUCCUUGAGGUGGUAGGAAUGUUCCCUACCCCAGGCUGGUUACCUGACUGAAGGGGAGAGCUUUAGCUUUAGGGAGGACUGGGCCCCAGAGAGCCAACAGACUGACAGACAAACAGACAGAUGGGUCAGUAUCAGACAGGCGGGCGCUGUGCCAAAGCAAGGCCCGCGCCAAGCAAGCGGCAGCCGCAGCAGCAGGUGCUGAGUCAGCGUCAGACCCAAGCCCACGGCUACUUGUGAGGGGGAGCCCUUCCCUGUGGUCACCUUGCUGCCCACAGCCCCCCCCCCAACAUUCGCAAACACCGUUGUCUUAUUCGCCAGCCCUGCGUUUAUUGUUUUGUCCAUUGCCUGUCGGUGUCUCCUCUUCUUCCCCAUCCCCUCCCCCACUCUGGGUGAGCUGUGGAGUAGGAAUUAAGCCAUUUAAAUAAAUUUCAAUAAAUUAAACCGAACGUUCAUGAUUAAAGGAAGCAGGAGAGACCCACACCCCAGCUUCCUCCGGAAUGAAUGAGAGGUGGGAGGCAGCUUGCUUGUGGGAGCCUCAGCUCAAAGGCAUCGUCACCAAACUGUUCUGCCGCCAGGGUUUCUACCUCCAGGCAAAUCCUGAUGGGAGUAUCCAGGGCACCCCAGAGGACACCAGCUCCUUCACCCACUUCAACCUGAUUCCAGUGGGGCUCCGCGUGGUCACCAUCCAGAGUGCCAAGCUGGGUCACUACAUGGCCAUGAAUGCUGAGGGGCUUCUGUACAGCUCGCCACAUUUUACAGCGGAGUGUCGCUUUAAGGAGUGUGUCUUUGAGAAUUACUAUGUCCUGUACGCCUCUGCUCUGUACCGCCAGCGCCGAUCUGGCAGGGCCUGGUACCUAGGCCUGGACAAGGAGGGCCGGGUCAUGAAGGGAAACCGAGUCAAGAAGACCAAGGCAGCUGCCCACUUUGUGCCCAAGCUUCUGGAGGUGGCCAUGUACCGGGAGCCUUCUCUCCACAGUGUCCCUGAGACCGCCCCUUCCAGUCCCCCUGCCCCUUGAGAUGCAGUCCCUGGACUGGAGGAUCCCAGCACUCCCAGUGAGCCAGCCACCGUCACAGCCUGUUUCCCAGCCCUGCUCCUGGCCUUGUGCUCACCCCUGCUGCCACACACAUGCCCACAGGAGCCAGGUCCUGCCAGGUUCCCUAGCCUGAGGGAGCCAAGGGGCGCUUGAGGACUUCCAGGACUGCUGAGCUCUUAGAUCCUGGCACCUAGGAGAGGGCCAAGAGACAAGGAUAUCUGAAAGUUGUCCUGGCUGAUUACUUCCUUCUUUACAUGACCACAUUCCCCCCCCCCCCAUAGCCUUUUCUUGAAAUGAAAGCUUUGGCGGGGGAGUGUCCCAAAAUUGACAAAGCCAGGGCAUUGACACACCAUCCACUUGGCUCAGCCAGUUCCUGAAGCCCUACCCCUCUUUUCAUUGCUACUGAGCCAUAUUUAUACUUCCAUUGGAGCUCAGGAGUAGUUUCCUUUGUUCUCUAUCUUCUGCCUUGGUCUGGGCAGAUGCUGGUACACCAAACACCCCAGCCAGUGCCAUUCCUGUGUUCCCUGGGCUGGAACCCAGGCAGAUUGCCAGGGUCUGUUCUGGAUCUUUCAGGCUUCUAUCCUUGACCCAGAUGGACCCCUGACUCCCAAGCAAAAGCAGGCUGGAUUUGAGCCUAGUAAAGCAACUGGCCUUGGCCUGAACUGGAACCACAGACUUAACUUUCUUAUCCCAGAGACACCCAAUUCUAGAGCAUGGUAUUCUAGAACUUUGUGGAACUAUACUUCCUCCUGAACCUCAGCUCUAGAACAUGGACCAUGACUCUCAGCCAUUUUUCCAAGAUGGAACUAGGGCCUGUAAAGCCAUAUUAUUACACUAGAGUAAGUUCUACAUUCACCCUUCCACUUUCUUUCAUAAUGUCUAUUAAGCAUAAGAAUAAGCUCUGGAUAGGAACCAGGUAUGAGUCAUAAAGAAUUAAUCAGAUCUGAGCUGGGCAUGGUGACACAUGCCUGUAAUCCCAGUACCUGGGAGGCUGAGGCAGGAAAAUUGCCAGUUGGGACCAGCCUCUGGGCUAUAAUAGCAAGCAAGACCUUGUCUCAAAAAUCCAACACACACCCCUAGUUAAUUAAUUGAUUAGUUCUGGUUGAAUAAAGAAAUCUUGUUUUUCCUAGAUAAUUUUCUAAAAAUAUUAUUCUUCCCUAUAGAUUGCUAACCUUAUUUUUACACGCAGUUUUUAAUUCCUGCAUGGCAGCUAGGGUCCUGCCAAGGGAACAGAGUCUGGGGAAGGGUACCUGGCUCAUAAUAGAGAAGGUAGAUAGGGGAAGAAGCCAAAACUAUGGCAAAAUUAAACCUGUAUGCGGGUUGAGGAGGUGGGCCGGACACGAACACGUAGCUACCUCAGCAGGAAUUCCUUCCCGGUCCACUUUAAAGCUGGGGUCCUUUGCUGGAUAUGUUGCACACUUGUAAUCCCAGCACUUGGGAGGUAGAGACAGGGGGAUCAGAACCAGAUGAGGGGGUACACACCUGUAAGCCCAGCGCACUCAGGAGACGGAGGUACAGGCACUAUGAGUUCAAGACCUGACUGGGCUACAGAGUGAGUGAGCUCUAGGUCAACCUGGUCUAGAGUGAGACCCUGCCUCAAGAAACAAAACAAAAACAAGCAAAUAAGUAAGUUAAGGUCUUUGUUAAGGAUCAUGCGUCUAGAACAGAAAAGGACAAAUAGGACAUAGCCUCACCCUCUUUCCCAGUGAGAAGACCCCAAUUCAGCAAUAAAUCUCACCUCUUUCUGCUAUAAAUCAGGCCAGGGAGGGUGAAGGCCUCUUGGGCUCACGAUCUCAUACACCCCUAGAGCUUCUAACUAGAACUUGCUUUACCUUACAGCUUAUAACCUGACUAGAUUUUUCUAAAAAGCAUGGGGACCCCCACACUAGUGAAAUUAGGAGGGACACCCAGAGCCUCUACAGACCUAGACCAAGGAGGCCCUAAGAGUGGGGCCAGUGCUCCAAGGCAGGUCACUCUUCCUCAGGCUCUUUUUCUGGCUUGUUGCAAAAGAUGCCCCCACCCCUCACCCUCCUCUCUGUCACCCGGACCCUGCUCAGGCUCCACACCCAUCUCCCGGCUCUGCUCUCUGGGGACCGGGUCUCUGCUCCAUGCUUUCCCCAUUAAAGACGAUUUCUACAACUUGAAA
Messenger RNA from Jaculus jaculus (lesser Egyptian jerboa), 3417 nucleotides. It is a transcript of the gene Fgf11, whose product is annotated as fibroblast growth factor 11. Gene Ontology annotation, biological process: positive regulation of gene expression; cell differentiation; regulation of cell migration. The coding region runs from base 735 to 1253 and encodes 172 amino acids. Lineage: Eukaryota; Metazoa; Chordata; Mammalia; Rodentia; Dipodidae. The transcript is spliced from 5 exons. Gene Ontology annotation, cellular component: cytoplasm. The record is from RefSeq and is a predicted model, not a curated record. Gene Ontology annotation, molecular function: growth factor activity; fibroblast growth factor receptor binding.